AUGGAUCCUGCAGACGACUAUGUGCCGGCCAUCGACGAUCUGAAACCAGAGACUUUCCACGUUGACAACCUUGGUGCCGCGGAGGGCUUGGACGAUUCAAUCGAGACGACAAAUCCUGGCAAGGCAGUAUGGCUGAUUGCGUGCACGGUGUCCAUGGGCGGGUUUCUCUUUGGGUACGACACGGGUGUAAUAUCCGCCGUCCUCGUCAGCCUUGGGACCGACCUCGGCCAGGCUCUGUCCUCUAACGACCAGGAACUUGUCACCUCCAUAACUUCAGGGGGUGCAUUGAUCGGCGCCGUUCUGGCUGGUAUGACUUCAGACAAGUAUGGACGGAAACUGGCUAUCUAUAUUGGCUGUGCGGUAUUCUUCGUGGGAACAGCCUUGCAAGCCACGGCGUUCUCGCUGGCCCAGAUGGUGGUUGGUCGCCUGGUGGUUGGUUUUGGAGUUGGUGAAGCGGCAAUGAUCGUUCCCCUGUAUAUCGGAGAGAUGGCACCUGCCAGAUUCCGUGGUCGACUGAUUGUGUUCGAUAACAUUUGUGUGACCUUUGGCCAGCUCAUUGCCUAUGCCCUCGGGGCCGCAUUCACUAACGUACAUCAGGGCUGGCGGUACACAAUUGCCAUUGGUGCUGUUCCUGCCAUUGCUCUGGCGGCUACAAUGCCCUUGUGCCCGGAAACGCCUCGCCAGCUGAUUUCUCAUGGUCGCGACGAUGAAGCCAAGAGAGUAAUCCGAAAGAUAUUUCCUCAUGCCACGGAACAACAAGUGGUUAACAAAAUCAAGGUGGUUCGGCAUUCUAUUGAAGAGGUUGCCGCUUCCGUAUCAGACAAGAGCCUAUGGUGGCAGAUGAAACAACUUUUCACUGUAGGCGCUAAUUUGCGCGCCCUGGCCACGGCCUGCUCUAUCAUGGCUGUAUCACAAUUAGGAGGAUUUAACACGCUGAUGUACUAUUCCGCCACAUUGUUCUCGCUAGUCGGCUUUAAUCAGGCCACAGCCGUCUCCAUCGUCGUUGGAGCGACGAAUUUUGUGUUUGGAUUCCCCAACUUCGCCUUCAUUGACCGCUUUGGAAGAAGAUCAAUGCUUCUCGUCACCGUGUUGGGAAUGUCCCUCUCCCUGGUGGUCGUUGCCAUCGCAUUCCAUUGGAUCCCUGUGAAUUCGGAUCUGAGCGUCACCGGACCGCACGAGAUGACCUGGGCGAGUAUUCUUCUCCUUGUCGCGCUGAUCGUGUACAUUGCUUUCUAUUCGGCUGGUGUCGCACCUAUUUCCUGGGUGGGCACUGAAUUUCUCCCCUUAGAAGUGCGUGCACUUGGCACAAUGCUGAAUACCGUGACCUGUUGGGGUUGUAAUAUCAUCAUCUCGUCGACGUUUCUGUCCAUGAUGAAGGCUAUGACCCCCAGCGGAGUUUUUGCAUUCUAUGCGGGUAUCUGCUUUCUCGGAUGGGUCUUCGUCAUCUUCUGCUAUGCGGAGGUGCACAAUAUGCCUCUGGAGUCGGUGCGGGAAAUCUACACCCACGGCUUCGGGGUUAGACACGCCAAGCGAUUGCAGAGGGAGCUCCGAGAGGCGAGAGCGAACGAGCAAAAGACGCUGGAUCCACCCCGGCUUCAAGCUUCGGCGGUAGGAAGUAGUCCUGGCGGCUCAGCACUUGAAUACUGUAGAAUUUCCUCAGCCAUCCUCUCAGAGGCCGAAUCGGAUGUGCAAACAGGCAGUGGUCCUAGCGCCGUGGCAACCGAAGACCAGAAAGGCCAACAUACCUCAACAACAAUGGCCCAUUCACCAUUCGCUAGAGAGCUUCAAGUGGCCUGUCUCGCCGUCCAGCGAGCCAGCAUAGUCACCAAGACCAUGCUGGCGGAGGCAGAUAAGGGAUCUACCGACAAGGCAGACGCGUCCCCAGUGACCAUAGCCGACUUUGCGUCACAGGCCAUUUUGAUUAGUGCGAUCCGCCAUAACUUCCCCAGCGACAAAUUUGUCGGGGAGGAAUCAGCAUCAGCCCUGCGGAAUGAUCCCGCACUAGCCGACCGAGUGUGGCAGCUGGUAUCCACAACCCAAUUGCAUGAUACCGAGAGCGAAGAGAUCGUCGCAGCCCCCUCGUCGCUAGAAGAGAUGCUAAGCAUCAUAGAUUUGGGCGGCAAUGGGGAAGGAGCCGGUCAUACGCGCACCUGGAUCUUGGAUCCUAUUGACGGGACAGCGUCGUUUAUUCAGGGCCGGCAGUAUGCUGUUUCCGUGGCGCUUGUCGACAAGGGCGAGCAGAAGGUCGGUGUGGUCGGAUAUCCCAAUCUGCACUUCCACAGCACCGUGGUCCACGAAGACACAGUUGAUCGGGAUGGAUACGGGAUCAUGCUGUCGGCAAUCCGGGGCCAGGGUACAUACAAGCGUCAGAUGAGCAAGGAGCGCCUGCAGCCCGCCGUGAAGGUGUACAACGUCCUGGCACGGACCGAUACCGGCCAGCCCGAUCUGGCAUUUGCAGAGAGCAUGGAGAGCCCCUACAUCGAUCAGCGGCUACACCAGGUUGUUCGCGAGAGACUGGGUGUCACCAGGCCCGUUACUGACCUAUGGUCCAUGCAAGCCAAGUAUGCAGCCCUGGUGGUGGGCGGGUGCAACGUGAUGGUCCGUAUCCCCCGAAGCCCCGAGUAUCGUGCCUAUGCGUGGGACCAUGCCGGCGGCAUGCUGGUGUAUGAGGAAUCCGGCGGCAUGAUCACCGAUCUGGACGGUCAGCCUUUCAACUAUGGGCGAGGCCGGACGCUGGCAGAUAACUUGGGUCUAGUUGCCACAUUCCCAGACAUUCACUCGACGGUGCUGGGACUUGCACGGGAGAUCAGAGGAAGAAGAGAAGAGGACGGAAUGAAAGACAACACGCAAUGA
Molecule: messenger RNA, 2853 nt
Organism: Aspergillus welwitschiae
Lineage: Eukaryota; Fungi; Ascomycota; Eurotiomycetes; Eurotiales; Aspergillaceae
Product: myo-inositol transporter
Exons: 7
Coding region: 1-2853 (950 amino acids)
Biological process (GO): transmembrane transport
Cellular component (GO): membrane
Molecular function (GO): myo-inositol:proton symporter activity
Source: RefSeq, a predicted model, not a curated record